Pseudopipra pipra is the source of this 2084-nucleotide messenger RNA. Its product is annotated as lipoxygenase homology domain-containing protein 1-like. NCBI's taxonomy places the organism in Eukaryota, Metazoa, Chordata, Aves, Passeriformes, Pipridae. Gene Ontology annotation, molecular function: protein binding. The coding region runs from base 252 to 1115 and encodes 287 amino acids. The record is from RefSeq and is a predicted model, not a curated record. The transcript is spliced from 5 exons.
GUUAAAUACAUAUAUAAAUUAUUUACAUGAGCACAGUGGAAGAACAAAGCGCCAGGGUGAGGGGAUUGUGGUAUAUUGAGUAGAUUCUGUUGUGUGCAUAAAUUCUGUGGGGUUUUUCCCUGCUCUCUUGGUUUUUGUUUGCUUUUUCAAAGAUCAAACGAAUACUGAUUGGACACGACAACGUGGGUCUCCGAUCUGGCUGGUUCCUGGCCAGUGUCCAGAUCACAGUUCCAGUCCAGGGAAGGCAGUACAUGUUCCCCUGCAACCGAUGGCUCGACAAAGACGAGGCUGAUGGCAGGGUGGAGGUGGAAGUCUACCCCAGUGAGAUUGUGCCUAUUGAGAAAUUGAUAAACUAUGAGGUGUCUGUAGUUACUGGAGACGUGCGAGCCGCAGGCACCAACGCCAAAGUGUUCAUGCAGAUUUAUGGUGAGACUGGCAAAACUGAGCUGAUCAUCCUGGAAAACAGAUCCAACAACUUUGAACGGGGAGCCACAGAUAUCUUCAAGAGGGAGGCUGCAGAUGUUGGCAAGAUCUAUAAGAUUCGGGUAGGCCAUGACGGGACAGGCAUUGGGGAUGGCUGGUUCCUGGAAAGCGUCACGCUGAAGCGGCUGAAGGCUAAGGAGUCUGAUAAAAAGAAGCAGAAGAAGAAGAAGAAGAAGAAGUCUGACGAGGAGGAGGAGGAGGAGGAGGAGGAGGAGGGGACCAAGGUGGACGAAGGAAUGGAUGUCUACACAUUUGUGGCACACCGCUGGUUGGCUAGAGACGAGGGGGAUAAGGAGAUCGAGGUGGAGCUGGUGCCUGAUGGGGAAUCUGACCUGGAGGAGAAUACGUAUGAAGUCCGCGUUCUCACUGGGACUGUGUGGGGGGCUGGGACGGAUGCUAAUGUCUUCUUGAACAUCUAUGGCUUAGAGAGAGGAGACACGGGUGAGCGCCAGCUGAAAAGGUCGAAUAACCUCAACAAGUUUGAAAAGGGACAGGUGGAUGUGUUCACCGUCAAAGCCAUUGACCUGGGUGAGCUGAAGAAGCUGCGAAUUCGCCACGAUAACUCUGGUACCAGCCCAAGCUGGUACCUGGAGAGGGUAGAGAUUGUUGACCUCAAGGAGAGCACCACGUGAGCACCCUGCUGCACCCUUUUCGCAUGCUCAGAAAAGGGUUCCACGUUCUCAGGAACCUGCAGAGUUGCAGGGAGGCAGAGGAGGUGCAGAAGGGCAUCGUCGUAGCUCCUCACCAGCUCACAGGGAACAGGCACCCUUUGGGAGCCUAGUGGUGAUUGUGCCAUUAUACAGAGCGGGGGGCCAUUCUGGGGUACUUGUGUGGGGGGUUUUGCUGUCCCAGCAUCUCUGCAGCUUGGUGACCAGCAGUAUUUGGAAGGGAACCUCAGGUUUUCUCUGUUUCUCCUGGGAGGGACUCAACACUCCCUCCUGGAAAGGUCCUUGAGCAGAGCCUACACUCAAGCAUUUCCCUUCUAGGCCUCACUUUGGAAGUCCAUGAGCUCACGUUUCAGUUGUCUUUUGUACCAAAUGGAAAUGUCUGAGCCAGAAGCAAAUCCUGAUCUGAGCAAACUCCCAUGAUUUUCACAGAAAGCUGGAUGAGCAAAGACUGGGCAGUUCAAAACCUGAAAUACAGGCUUGCCCUUGAGCUGGAACGUGCUUGAAACCACAUGUGCUUAAAAGUUGCACAAUGCUCUGGUGGGUGGGACCACUUAUAAGGACCUAAAGAUGAGUCCAGCCUUCAUAAACAUAAAAUGCCUGGGAGACAGGAGGUUCCCUUAAGUUAUUUAACUUUUUCUGGGACUUAAAACUAAAACGAAUCAAUCAUAUGGGGCUGACAGCCCAGAAACAGCACUUUGCAGUAAGUGCUCCCUAACCUAUUUAUGGAUUGUGUUCCCCCAAAUGACACCAGAUCUCAAAAAUGAAAACAGAUGUGUUGUUUGGCUUUGAAUAAUCUUGAUUUUGGUUUGGUUUAGGGUUUUUGUUGUUGGUUUGUUGUUGUUGUUUUUUUUUUAAGUAGCCUCUGAUCUGUGCUUUUUCGUGUUAUUAAAGCCUGUGAAGUCCUAUGUAAGUGCCGGCUGCUGCUGUCAUUCU